This is a messenger RNA of Apodemus sylvaticus (European woodmouse), 20890 nucleotides long. It is a transcript of the gene Ahnak2, whose product is annotated as AHNAK nucleoprotein 2. Gene Ontology annotation, cellular component: cytoplasm; costamere; nucleus. Gene Ontology annotation, molecular function: protein binding. The transcript is spliced from 14 exons. The coding region runs from base 181 to 20151 and encodes 6656 amino acids. Lineage: Eukaryota; Metazoa; Chordata; Mammalia; Rodentia; Muridae. Gene Ontology annotation, biological process: regulation of RNA splicing. The record is from RefSeq and is a predicted model, not a curated record.
CAAGGGCCUGCGGGUGAGAUCAUUCGGCCAAGGCCACAGGGGUCCUCACCUGUUUAUGAAUACACAGCUGAAGGUGCUGGCUUUGGAGGCCAGGAAAACAGCCAAGGCAGGCACAGCUCCUCCGGCAGACGGAGAUCCUGGUGGAAACGGGAUUCAGGGGAAUCCACAGCCUUCACCAGCAUGAGUCAUCCGGAGUCUGUGCAGGAGUUGACAGAAGUCACCCUGAAGACUGACGUGGAGUCGGGAGCCAGUGGCUACAGUGUCACAGGUGGAGGGGAUCAGGGGAUCUUUGUCAAGCAAGUACUGAAGGACUCCUCGGCGGCAAAGCUGUUCAGCCUGAGGGAAGGAGAUCAGCUGCUUAGUGCAACCAUAUUCUUUGACCAUAUGAAGUAUGAAGAUGCUCUUAAAAUCCUCCAGUACUCAGAACCAUACAAAGUUCAGUUCAGAAUCAAACGGAAACUCUCGUCCAGCAGGGGAGAGGAAGGGGCCACUCAGCAGGCCACCCAGCAGGGUCUGAAAGGCCAGGAAAAGCAGGACAAGGACAUUGCUGAUGGAUGCAUGGAGACCCCUACAAAAUCUCUAGAAGAAACAGGAGACCGAGAAAGGCUUAUUUCUAAGUCCAGGGACAGCCGCCAUAGGCGGUCCCAGGAUAGAUUUUCCUGGCCAAAAUUCCAAGCCUUAAGGAGCAAGCAGAGGGCAGGCCCCCGACGCUCACACAGUUCCUCAGAAGCCUCGGAGCGCAGGGACACUAGUGAUGUGUCUCCCACAAGCACAGACACAGAGGUCCAGAGGACAGCUGACAGACAAGAGCAGUACACAGGGACAGGUAGACGAAGACGGAGAUUCCUGAACUUGAGGUUUGGAAUGACCUCAGGAGAGAGCCCGGCUACCAGUGAGCAAAAACGCAGAGAGUCCACAGACAGGGGAGAGCGACCACAACAGGAGGAUGAAACAAGGGACACAGGCAGACCUGUUGAGGGCCAAAAGAAUGACAAGAAAGAGACAACUGGGUUCGUGUCCACUCAAAUUAAGCAAAUGACAAUGAGGGACAAUUACACCAACUUGGAAAAAGAAGUCCCUGGAAAAAUGGAAUUAAAGAUGGACAGACGUCAAAGAAAGAAAAAGCAGCCAAAGACAAAAGAAGAGGAGACUAAACUUAUCCAACCACCACGAGACCCAACACGAAGAAUGAGGUGGGAAGGUAGUGAAGAGGAGGUAGAAAGUUUGGAAAUUGGCAUUGCAAGAUUGUCUCUGAAAGACACAGCUGAUCAAAACAUAGAGGUAGAGACUCAGGCACCCAGUGCCAAGGUGGAGGGCGAGCUGGCCCUGGGAGACAAGGGCGUGGCUGCCAAAGACAGCAAGUUCAAGAUGCCCAAGUUCAAGAUGCCCUCCUUCGGCGUGUCCGCGCCUGGCAAGCCCAGCAUGGCGGCCUCUCUGGAAGUGGGCACCCCCAAGGUGGAGGCAGACGUGGCCCUGCCCUCCGUGCAGGGCGACCUGAAGACCCCUGACCUCAGCAUUCAGCUGCGGUCCGCUGAAGUGGAGCUCCAGGCUGGCCAGGUUGGCAUGACGCUGCCUGAGGGACAGAUGCCCGAGGGAGAGAUGGCCACACAGGCUACUGCUGGCACCGGUCUGAAGGGCCACCUGCCCAAGGUGCAGAUGCCCAGCCUCAAGAUGCCCAAGGUGGACCUCAAGGGGCCCAGUGUGGACAAGAAAGGUGCCAAGGGCGAGGUGAGUGCCACGGACAUGGAGGUGUCCGUGCCGACCUUCGAUGUGGACAUCCAGGUGCCCGGUGCCAAGGUGGAGGGCGAGCUGAACCUGGGAGACAAGGGCGUGGCUGCCAAAGACAGCAUGUUCAAGAUGCUCAAGUUCAAGAUGCCCUCCUUCGGCGUGUCCGCGCCUGGCAAGACCAGCGUGGCGACCUCCCUGGAGGUGGGAGCUCCCAAGGUGGAGGCAGAUGUGGCCCUGCCCUCCAUGCAGGGUGACCUGAUGACCCCUGACCUCAGCAUUCAGCUGCCGUCCGCCGACGUGGAGCUCCAGGCCGGCCAGGUGGAUGUGACGCUGCCUGAGGGAGAGAUGCCUACACAGGCUGCUGGUGGCGCCGGCCUGAAGGGCCACCUGCCCAAGGUGCAGAUGCCCAGCCUCAAGAUGCCCAAGGUGGACCUCAAGGGGCCCCACGUGGACCUCAAGGGCCCCAAAGUGGAUGUGAGCGCCCCCGACCUGGAGUUGUCCGUGCCUGUUGUUGAGGUGGACAUCCAGGCACCUGGUGCCAAGAUGGAGGGUGAACUUGACCUGGGAGACAAGGACAUGGCCGCCAAAGACAGCAAGUUCAAGAUGCCCAAGUUCAAGAUGCCCUCCUUUGGCGUGUCUGCACCUGGCAAGCCAAGCAUGGCGACUUCUCUGGAAUUGGGUGCGCCCAAGGUGGAGCCAGACAUGGCCUUGUCCUCCAUGCAGGGUGAACUGAUGACCCCUGACCUCAGCAUUCAGCUACCAUCCGCCGAAGUGGAGCUCCAGGCCGGCCAGGUGGAUGUGACGCUGCCUGAGGGAGAGAUGCCUACACAGGCUGCUGGUGGCGCCGGCCUGAAGGGCCACCUGCCCAAGGUGCAGAUGCCCAGCCUCAAGAUGCCCAAGGUGGACCUCAAGGGCCCCAAAGUGGACCUCAAGGGCCCCAAAGUCGAACUGAAGGGCGCCAAGUGUGAGGUGAGCGCCCCUGACCUGGAGGUGUCCGUGCCCAACAUGGAGGUGGACAUCCAGGCGCCUGGUGCCAAGCUGGAGGGCGAGCUGGACCUGGGAGAAAAGGACGUGGCUGCCAAAGACAGCAAGUUCAAGAUGCCCAAGUUCAAGAUGCCCUCCUUCAGUGUGUCUGUGCCUGGCAAGCCCAGCAUGGAUUCUAAUCUGGAGGUGGGCACGCCCAAGGUGGAGGCAGAAGUGGCCCUGUCCUCUGUGCAGGGCGACCUGAAGACCCCUGACCUCAGCAUUCAAUUGCCGUCUGCUGAAGUGGAGCUCCAGGCCGGCCAGGUGGGUGUGUCACUGCCAGAGGGACAGAUGCCUGAGGGAGACAUGGCAGUACCGACUGCUACUGGCACUGGCCUGAAGGGCCACCUGCCCAAGGUGCAGAUGCCCAGCCUCAAGAUGCCCAAGGUGGACCUCAAGGUCCCCAAAGUGGACGUGACCGGCAUCAAGGGUGAGGUGAGCGCCCCCGACCUGGAGUUGACUGUGCCCGCCAUCGAGGUGGACAUCCAGGUGCCUGGUGCCAAGCUGGAGGGCGAGCUGGACCUGGGAGAAAAAGACCUGGCCACCAAAGACAGCAAGUUCAAGAUGCCCAAGUUCAAGAUGCCCUCCUUUGGCGUGUCCACGCAUGGCAAGCCAAGCAUGGAGGCCUCUCUGGAAGUGGACACCCCAAAGGUGGAGGCGGACAUGGCCCUGCCCUCCAUACAGGGCGACCUGAAGACCUCUGACUUCAGCAUUCAGCUGCCAUCUGCUGAAGUAGAGCUCCAGGCCGGCCAGGUUGGCACGAAGCUGCCCAAGGGAAAGAUACCCAAGGGAGCCGGCCUGAAGGGCCACCUGCCCAAGGUGCAGAUGCCCAGCCUCAAGAUGCCCAAGGUGGACCUCAAAGGGCCCCACGUGGCGCUGAAGGGCCCCAAAGUGGACGUGACCGGUAUCAAGGGUGAGGUGAGCGCCCCCGAACAGGAGUUAACUGUGCCCGCCGUCGAGGUGGACAUCCAGGUGCCCGGUGCCAAGCUGGAGGGCGAGCUGGACCUGGGAGAAAAGGACAUGGCCGCCAAAGACAGCAAGUUCAAGAUGCCCAAGUUCAAGAUGCCCUCCUUCAGUGUGUCUGUGCCUGGCAAGCCCAGCAUGGAUUCCAAUCUGGAGGUGGGCACGCCCAAGGUGGAGGCAGAAGUGGCCCUGUCCUCUGUGCAGGGCGACCUGAAGACCCCUGACCUCAGCAUUCAGCUGCAGUCCACCGAAAUGGAGCUCCAGGCCGGCCAGGUGGGCGUGAAGCUGCCCGAGGGAGAGAUGGCAGUACCAGCGGCUGAUGGCACCGGCCUGAAAGGCCACCUGGCCAAGGUGCAGAUGCCCAGCCACAAGAUGCCCAAGGUGGACCUCAAGGCCCCCAAAGUUGACGUAACCAGUGCCAAGGGCAAGGUGAGCGCCCCCGACCUGGAGGUGUCUGUGCCCACCGUCAAGGUGGACAUCCAGGCGCCCGGUGCUAAGAUGGAGGGCGAGCUGGACCUGGGAGAAAAGGACGUGGCUUCCAAAGGCAGCAAGUUCACCAUGCCCAAGUUCAAGAUGCCCUCCUUAGGCGUAUCCGUGCCUGGCAAGCCAAGCAUGGAGGCCUCUCUGGAAGUGGACACCCCAAAGGUGGAGGUAGACGUGGCCCUGCCCUCUGUGCAGGGUGACCUGAAGACCCCUGACCUCAGCAUUCAGCUGCCAUCUGCUGAAGUGGAGCUCCAGGCCGGCCAGGUGGGCGUGUCACUGCCAGAGGGACAGAUGCCUGAGGGAGAGAUGGCAGUACCGACUGCUACUGGCACCAGCCUGAAGGGCCACCUUCCCAAGGUGCAGAUGCCCAGCCUCAAGAUGCCCAAGGUGGACCUCAAGGCCCCCAAAGUUGACGUGACCAGUGCCAAGGGCAAGGUGAGCGCUCCUGACCUGGAGUUGACUGUGCCCGUCGUCAAGGUGGACAUCCAGGCACCCGGUGCUAAGAUGGAGGGUGACCUGGACCUGGGAGAAAAGGACGUGGCCACCAAAGGCAGCAAGUUCAAGAUGCCCAAGUUCAAGAUGCCCUCCUUUGGCGUGUCCACGCCUGGCAAGCCAAGCAUGGAGACCUCUCUGGAAGUGGACGCCCCAAAGGUAGACGCAGACAUGGCCCUGCCCUCUGUGCAGGGCGACCUGAAGACCUCUGACCUCAGCAUUCAGUUGCCGUCUGCCGAAGUGGAGCUUGAGGCCGGCCAGGUGGGCGUGUCACUGCCGGAGGGACAGAUGCCUGAGGGACAGAUGCCUGAAGGAGAGAUGGCAGUACCGGCUGCUGAUGGCACCGGCCUGAAGGGCCACCUGCCCAAGGUGCAGAUGCCCAGCCUCAAGAUGCCCAAGGUGGACCUCAAGGGGCCCCAUGUGGACCUGAAGGGCCCCAAAGUAGAUCUGAAGGGUGCCAAGGGUGAGGCAAGCGCCUCCGACCUGGAGGUGUCUGUGCCCGCCGUCGAGGUGGACAUCCAGGCACCCGGUGCUAAGAUGGAGGGUGACCUGGACCUGGGAGAAAAGGACGUGGCCACCAAAGGCAGCAAGUUCAAGAUGCCCAAGUUCAAGAUGCCCUCCUUUGGCGUGUCCACGCCUGGCAAGCCAAGCAUGGAGACCUCUCUGGAAGUGGACGCCCCAAAGGUAGACGCAGACAUGGCCCUGCCCUCUGUGCAGGGCGACCUGAAGACCUCUGACCUCAGCAUUCAGUUGCCGUCUGCCGAAGUGGAGCUUGAGGCCGGCCAGGUGGGCGUGUCACUGCCGGAGGGACAGAUGCCUGAGGGACAGAUGCCUGAAGGAGAGAUGGCAGUACCGGCUGCUGAUGGCACCGGCCUGAAGGGCCACCUGCCCAAGGUGCAGAUGCCCAGCCUCAAGAUGCCCAAGGUGGACCUCAAGGGGCCCCAUGUGGACCUGAAGGGCCCCAAAGUAGAUCUGAAGGGUGCCAAGGGUGAGGCAAGCGCCUCCGACCUGGAGGUGUCUGUGCCCGCCGUCGAGGUGGACAUCCAGGCACCCGGUGCUAAGAUGGAGGGCGAGCUGGACCUGGAAGAAAAGGACGUGGCUUCCAAAGGCAGCAAGUUCAAGAUGCCCAAGUUCAAGAUGCCCUCCUUCGGCGUGUCCGUGCCUGGCAAGCCAAGCAUGGAGGCCUCUCUGGAGGUGGGCGUGCCCAAGGUGGAGGCAGACGUGGCCCUGCCCUCCGUGGAGGGUGACCUGAAGACCCCUGACCUCAGCAUUCAGCUGCCAUGUACCGAAGUGGAGCUCCAGGCCGGCCAGGUGGGCCUGACGCUGCCUGAGGUUCAGAUGCCCGAGGGAGAGAUGCCCGCACCGGCUGAUGCUGGCACCGGCCUGAAGGGCCACCUGCCCAAGGUGCAGAUGCCCAGUCUCAAGACACCCAAGGUGGACCUCAAGGGGCCCCACGUGGACCUAAAGGGCCCCAAAGUGGACCUGAAGGGCGCCAAGGGUGAAGUAAGUGCUCCCGACCGGGAGGUAUCCGUGCCCGCCACCGAGGUCGACAUCCAGGUGUCCGGUGCCAAGGUGGAGGGUGAACUGGCCCUGGGAGACAAGGACAUGGCCGCCAAAGACAGCAAGUUCAAGAUGCCCAAGUUCAAGAUGCCCUCCUUCGGCGUGUCCACUCCUGGCAAGCCCAGCGUGGCGGCCUCUCUGGAGGUGAGCACACCAAAGGUAGACGCAGACAUGGCCCUGCCCUCUGUGCAGGGCGACCUGAAGACCUCUGACCUCAGCAUUCAGUUGCCGUCUGCCGAAGUGGAGCUUGAGGCCGGCCAGGUGGGCGUGUCACUGCCGGAGGGACAGAUGCCUGAGGGAGAGAUGGCAGUACCGGCUGCUGAUGGCACCGGCCUGAAGGGCCACCUGCCCAAGGUGCAGAUGCCCAGCCUCAAGAUGCCCAAGGUGGACCUGAAGGGCCCCAAAGUGGACAUCAAGGGGGCCCACGUGGAGCUGAAGGGCCCCAAAGGUGAGGUGAGCGCCCCUGACCUGGAGGUGUCUGUGCCCAACAUCGAGGUGGACAUCCAGGCACCCGGUGCCAAGCUGGAGGGCGAGCUGGACCUGGGAGAAAAGGACGUGGCUUCCAAAGGCAGCAAGUUCAAGAUGCCCAAGUUCAAGAUGCCCUCCUUCGGCGUGUCCGUGCCUGGCAAGCCAAGCAUGGAGGCCUCUCUGGAAGUGGACACCCCAAAGGUGGAUGUAGAUGUGACCCUGCCCUCUGUGCAGGGUGACCUGAAGACCCCUGACCUCAGCAUUCAGCUGCCGUCUGCCGAAAUGGAGCUCCAGGCCGGCCAGGUGGACGUGUCACUGCCAGAGGGACAGAUGCCCGAGGGAGAGAUGGCAGUACCGACUGCUACUGGCACCGGCCUGAAGGGUCACCUGCCCAAGGUGCAGAUGCCCAGCCUCAAGAUGCCCAAGGUGGACCUCAAGGGGCCCCACGUGGACCUGAAGGGCCCCAAAGUGGAUGUGACCGGAGCCAAGGGUGAGGUGAGUGCCCCCGACAUAGAGUUGUCCGUGCCCAGUGCCAAGGUGGAGGGUGAACUGGCACUUGGAGACAAGGACAUGGCCACCAAAGACAGCAAGUUCAAGAUGCCCAAGUUCAAAAUUCCCUCCUUUGGCGUGUCCGUGCCUGGCAAGCCAAGCAUGGAGGCCUCUCUGGAAGUGGACGCCCCAAAGGUGGAUGUAGACGUGACCCUGCCCUCUGUGCAGGGUGACCUGAAGACCCCUGACCUCAGCAUUCAGCUGCCAUCUGCUGAAGUGGAGCUCCAGGCCGGCCAGGUGGGCGUGUCACUGCCAGAGGGACAGAUGCCUGAGGGAAAGAUGGCAGUACCGACUGCUACUGGCACCAGCCUGAAGGGCCACCUUCCCAAGGUGCAGAUGCCCAGCCUCAAGAUGCCCAAGGUGGACCUCAAGGCCCCCAAAGUUGACGUGACCAGUGCCAAGGGCAAGGUGAGCGCUCCUGACCUGGAGUUGACUGUGCCCGUUGUCGAGGUGGACAUCCAGGCGCCCCGUGCCAAGAUGGAGGGUGACCUGGACCUGGGAGAAAAGGACGUGGCCACCAAAGGCAGCAAGUUCACCAUGCCCAAGUUCAAGAUGCCCUCCUUCGGCGUGUCCACGCCUGGCAAGCCAAGCAUGGAGGCCUCUCUGGAGGUGGACACCCCAAAGGUGGAGGCAGACGUGGCCCUGCCCUCCGUGGAGGGUGACCUGAAGACCCCUGACCUCAGCAUUCAGCUGCCAUGCACCGAAGUGAAGCUCCAGGCCGGCCAGGUGGGCCUGACGCUGCCUGAGAGUCAGAUGCCCGAGGGAGAGAUGCCCGCACCGGCUGAUGCUGGCACCGGCCUGAAGGGCCACCUGCCCAAGGUGCAGAUGCCCAGUCUCAAGAUGCCCAAGGUGGACCUCAAGGGGCCCCACGUGGACCUAAAGGGCCCCAAAGUGGACCUGAAGGGCGCCAAGGGUGAAGUAAGUGCCCCCGACCUAGAGGUAACCAUGCCCGCCGCAGAGGUCGACAUCCAGGUGUCCGGUGCCAAGGUGGAGGGUGAACUGGCCCUGGGAGACAAGGACAUGGCCGCCAAAGACAGCAAGUUCAAGAUGCCCAAGUUCAAGAUGCCCUCCUUCGGCGUGUCCACUCCUGGCAAGCCCAGCGUGGCGGCCUCUCUGGAGGUGAGCACACCAAAGGUGGAGGCGGACAUGGCCCUGCCCUCCGUGCAGGGUGACCUGACGACCCCUGACCUCAGCAUUCAGCUGCCGUCUGCCGAAGUGGAGCUUGAGGCUGGCCAGGUGGGCGUGUCACUGCCGGAGGGACAGAUGCCUGAGGGAGAGAUGGCAGUACCAGCUGCUGAUGGCACCAGCCUGAAGGGCCACCUGCCCAAGGUGCAGAUGCCCAGCCACAAGAUGCCCAAGGUGGACCUCAAGGGGCCCCACGUGGACCUCAAGGUCCCCAAAAUAGACCUGAAGGGUGCCAAGGGUGAGGUGAGCGCCCCUGACCUGGAGGUGUCUGUGCCCAACAUUGAGGUGGACAUCCAGGCACCCGGUGCCAAGCUGGAGGGUGAGCUGGACCUGGGAGAAAAGGACGUGGCUUCCAAAGGCAGCAAGUUCAAGAUGCCCAAGUUCAAGAUGCCCUCCUUCGGCGUGUCCGUGCCUGGCAAGCCAAGCAUGGAGGCCUCUCUGGAAGUGGACGCCCCAAAGGUGGAUGUAGACAUGACCCUGCCCUCUGUGCAGGGCGACCUGAAGACCCCUGACCUCAGCAUUCAGCUGCCAUCUGCUGAAGUGGAGCUCCAGGCCGGCCAGGUGGGCGUGUCACUGCCAGAGGGACAGAUGCCUGAGGGAAAGAUGGCAGUACCGACUGCUACUGGCACCAGCCUGAAGGGCCACCUUCCCAAGGUGCAGAUGCCCAGCCUCAAGAUGCCCAAGGUGGACCUCAAGGCCCCCAAAGUUGACGUGACCAGUGCCAAGGGCAAGGUGAGCGCUCCUGACCUGGAGUUGACUGUGCCCGUUGUCGAGGUGGACAUCCAGGCGCCCCGUGCCAAGAUGGAGGGUGACCUGGACCUGGGAGAAAAGGACGUGGCCACCAAAGGCAGCAAGUUCACCAUGCCCAAGUUCAAGAUGCCCUCCUUCGGCGUGUCCACGCCUGGCAAGCCAAGCAUGGAGGCCUCUCUGGAGGUGGACACCCCAAAGGUGGAGGCAGACGUGGCCCUGCCCUCCGUGGAGGGUGACCUGAAGACCCCUGACCUCAGCAUUCAGCUGCCAUGCACCGAAGUGAAGCUCCAGGCCGGCCAGGUGGGCCUGACGCUGCCUGAGAGUCAGAUGCCCGAGGGAGAGAUGCCCGCACCGGCUGAUGCUGGCACCGGCCUGAAGGGCCACCUGCCCAAGGUGCAGAUGCCCAGUCUCAAGAUGCCCAAGGUGGACCUCAAGGGGCCCCACGUGGACCUAAAGGGCCCCAAAGUGGACCUGAAGGGCGCCAAGGGUGAAGUAAGUGCCCCCGACCUAGAGGUAACCAUGCCCGCCGCAGAGGUCGACAUCCAGGUGUCCGGUGCCAAGGUGGAGGGUGAACUGGCCCUGGGAGACAAGGACAUGGCCGCCAAAGACAGCAAGUUCAAGAUGCCCAAGUUCAAGAUGCCCUCCUUCGGCGUGUCCACUCCUGGCAAGCCCAGCGUGGCGGCCUCUCUGGAGGUGAGCACACCAAAGGUGGAGGCGGACAUGGCCCUGCCCUCCGUGCAGGGUGACCUGACGACCCCUGACCUCAGCAUUCAGCUGCCGUCUGCCGAAGUGGAGCUUGAGGCUGGCCAGGUGGGCGUGUCACUGCCGGAGGGACAGAUGCCUGAGGGAGAGAUGGCAGUACCAGCUGCUGAUGGCACCAGCCUGAAGGGCCACCUGCCCAAGGUGCAGAUGCCCAGCCACAAGAUGCCCAAGGUGGACCUCAAGGGGCCCCACGUGGACCUCAAGGUCCCCAAAAUAGACCUGAAGGGUGCCAAGGGUGAGGUGAGCGCCCCUGACCUGGAGGUGUCUGUGCCCAACAUUGAGGUGGACAUCCAGGCACCCGGUGCCAAGCUGGAGGGUGAGCUGGACCUGGGAGAAAAGGACGUGGCUUCCAAAGGCAGCAAGUUCAAGAUGCCCAAGUUCAAGAUGCCCUCCUUCGGCGUGUCCGUGCCUGGCAAGCCAAGCAUGGAGGCCUCUCUGGAAGUGGACGCCCCAAAGGUGGAUGUAGACGUGACCCUGCCCUCUGUGCAGGGCGACCUGAAGACCCCUGACCUCAGCAUUCAGCUGCCAUCUGCUGAAGUGGAGCUCCAGGCCGGCCAGGUGGGCGUGUCACUGCCAGAGGGACAGAUACCUGAGGGAGCCGGCCUGAAGGGCCACCUGCCCAAGGUGCAGAUGCCCAGUCUCAAGAUGCCCAAGGUGGACCUCAAGGGGCCCCACGUGGACCUAAAGGGCCCCAAAGUGGACCUGAAGGGCGCCAAGGGUGAAGUAAGUGCUCCCGACCGGGAGGUAUCCGUGCCCGCCACCGAGGUCGACAUCCAGGUGUCCGGUGCCAAGGUGGAGGGUGAACUGGCCCUGGGAGACAAGGACAUGGCCGCCAAAGACAGCAAGUUCAAGAUGCCCAAGUUCAAGAUGCCCUCCUUCGGCGUGUCCACUCCUGGCAAGCCCAGCGUGGCGGCCUCUCUGGAGGUGAGCACACCAAAGGUGGAGGCGGACAUGGCCCUGCCCUCCGUGCAGGGUGACCUGACGACCCCUGACCUCAGCAUUCAGCUGCCGUCUGCCGAAGUGGAGCUUGAGGCUGGCCAGGUGGGCGUGUCACUGCCGGAGGGACAGAUGCCUGAGGGAGAGAUGGCAGUACCGGCUGCUGAUGGCACCAGCCUGAAGGGCCACCUGCCCAAGGUGCAGAUGCCCAGCCUCAAGAUGCCCAAGGUGGACCUCAAGGGGCCCCACGUGGACCUCAAGGUCCCCAAAAUAGACCUGAAGGGUGCCAAGGGUGAGGUGAGCGCCCCUGACCUGGAGGUGUCUGUGCCCAACAUCGAGGUGGACAUCCAGGCACCCGGUGCCAAGCUGGAGGGCGAGCUGGACCUGGGAGAAAAGGACGUGGCUUCCAAAGGCAGCAAGUUCAAGAUGCCCAAGUUCAAGAUGCCCUCCUUCGGCGUGUCCGUGCCUGGCAAGCCAAGCAUGGAGGCCUCUCUGGAAGUGGACGCCCCAAAGGUGGAUGUAGAUGUGACCCUGCCCUCUGUGCAGGGCGACCUGAAGACCCCUGACCUCAGCAUUCAGCUGCCAUCUGCUGAAGUGGAGCUCCAGGCCGGCCAGGUGGGCGUGUCACUGCCAGAGGGACAGAUGCCUGAGGGAGAGAUGGCAGUACCGACUGCUACUGGCACUGGCCUGAAGGGCCACCUGCCCAAGGUGCAGAUGCCCAGCCUCAAGAUGCCCAAGGUGGACCUCAAGGGGCCCCACGUGGACCUGAAGGGGCCCAAAGUGGAUGUGACCGGAGCCAAGGGUGAGGUGAGUGCCCCCGACAUAGAGGUAUCCGUGCCCGUCGUCGAGGUGGACAUCCAGGUGCCCAGUGCCAAGGCGCCCGGUGCUAAGAUGGAGGGUGACCUGGACCUGGGAGAAAAGGACGUGGCCACCAAAGGCAGCAAGUUCACCAUGCCCAAGUUCAAGAUGCCCUCCUUCGGCGUGUCCGUGCCUGGCAAGCCAAGCAUGGAGGCCUCUCUGGAGGUGGGCAUGCCCAAAGUGGAGGCAGAUGUGGCCCUGCCCUCCGUGGAGGGUGACCUGAAGACCCCUGACCUCAGCAUUCAGCUGCCAUGCACCGAAGUGGAGCUUCAGGCCGGCCAGGUGGGCCUGACGCUGCCUGAGGGUCAGAUGCCCGAGGGAGAGAUGUGCGCACCGGCUGAUGCUGGCACCGGCCUGAAGGGCCACCUGCCCAAGGUGCAGAUGCCCAGUCUCAAGAUGCCCAAGGUGGACCUCAAGGGGCCCCACGUGGACCUAAAGGGCCCCAAAGUGGACCUGAAGGGCCCGCAAAUGGACGUGACUGGUGCCAAGGGUGAGGUGAGCGCCCCUGACCAGGAGGUGUCUGUGGGCACCGCCGAGGUGGACAUCCAGGUGCCCGGUCCCAGAGUGGAGGGUGAACUGGCACUGGGAGACAUGGACGUGGCCACCAAAGACAGCAAGUUCAAGAUGCCCAAGUUCAAGAUGCCCUCCUUUGGCGUGUCUGUGCCUGGCAAGCCCAGCAUGGAGGCCUCUCUGGAAGUGGAUGCCCCAAAGGUGGAUGUAGACGUGACCCUGCCCUCUGUGCAGGGCGACCUGAAGACCCCUGACCUCAGCAUUCAGUUGCCUUCUGCUGAAGUGGAGCUCCAGGCUGGCCAGGUGGGCGUGUCACUGCCAGAGGGACAGAUGCCUGAGGGAGAGAUGGCAGUACCAACUGCUACUGGCACUGGCCUGAAGGGCCACCUGCCCAAGGUGCAGAUGCCCAGACUCAAGAUGCCCAAGGUGGACCUCAAGGGCCCCAAAGUUGACGUGACCAGUGCCAAGGGCAAGGUGAGCGCUCCUGACCUGGAGUUGACUGUGCCUGCCGUCGAGGUGGACAUCCAAGCACCCCGUGCCAAGAUGGCGGGUGACCUGGAUCUGGGAGAAAAGGAUGUGGCCACCAAAGGCAGCAAGUUCAAGAUGCCCAAGUUCAAGAUGCCCUCCCUUGGCGUGUCUGUGCCUAGCAAGCCAAGCAUGGAGGCCUCUCUGGAGGUGGGCACGCCCAAGGUGGAGGCAGACGUGGCCCUGCCCUCUGUGCAGAGCGACCUGAAGACCUCUGACCUCAGCAUUCAGCUGCAGUCCACCGAAAUGGAGCUCCAGGCCGGCCAGGUGAGCGUGAAGCUGUCCAAGGGAGAGAUGCCUGAGGGAAAGAUGGCGGCACCGGCUGCUGCCGGCGCCGGCCUGAAGGGCCACCUGCCCAAGGUGCAGAUGCCCAGACUCAAGACGACCAAGGUGGAUCUCAAGGGGCCCCACGUGGACCUAAAGGGCCCCAAAGUGGACCUUAAGGGCGCCAAGGGUGAAGUAAGUGCCCCCGACCGGGAGGUAUCCGUGCCCGCCGCCGAGGUGGACAUCCAGGUGUCCGGUGCCAAGGUGGAGGGUGAACUGGCCCUGGGAGAGAAGGACAUGGCCGCCAAAGACAGCAAGUUCAAGAUGCCCAAGUUCAAGAUGCCCUCCUUUGGCGUGUCCGUGCCUGGCAAGCCAAGCAUGGAGGCCUCUCUGGAGGUGGACACACCAAAGGUGGAGGCGGACAUGACCCUGCCCUCCGUGCAGGGCGACCUGUCGACCCCUGACCUCAGCAUUCAGCUGCCAUCUGCCGAAGUGGAGCUUGAGGCCGGCCAGGUGGGCGUGUCACUGCCGGAGGGACAGAUGCCCGAGGGAGAGAUGGCAGUACCGACUGCUACUGGCACUGGCCUGAAGGGCCACCUGCCCAAGGUGCAGAUGCCCAGCCUCAAGAUGCCCAAGGUGGACCUCAAGGGGCCCCACGUGGACCUUAAAGGCCCGCAAAUGGACGUGACUGGUGCCAAGGGUGAGGUGAGCGUCCCCGACCUGGAGGUGUCUGUGGGCACCGCCGAGGUGGACAUCCAGGUGCCCGGUCCCAAAGUGGAGGGUGAACUGGCACUGGGAGACAUGGACGUGGCCACCAAAGACAGCAAGUUCAAGAUGCCCAAGUUCAAGAUGCCCUCCUUCGGCGUGUCUGUGCCUGGCAAGCCAAGCAUGGAGGCCUCUCUGGAGGUGGGCGCGCCCAAGGUGGAGGAAGACGUUGUCCUGCCCUCCGUGCAGGGCGACCUGAAGACCCCUGACCUCAGCAUUCAGUUGCAGUCCACUGAAGUGGAGCUGCAGGCCGGCCAGGUGGGCGUGACGCUGCCCAAGGGAGAGAUGCCAGCACCGGCUGCAGCAGGCGCUGGCCUGAAGGGCCACCUGCCCAAGGUGCAGAUGCCCAGCCUUAAGACACCCAAGGUGGACUUCAAGGGGCCCCACGUGGACCUAAAGGGCCCCAAAGUGGACCUGAAGGGCGCCAAGGGUGAAGUAAGUGCCCCGGACCUGGAGGUAUCCGUGCCCGCCGCGGAGGUAGACAUCCAGGUGUCUGGUGCCAAGGUGGAGGGUGAACUGGCCCUGGGAGACAAGGACAUGGCCGCCAAAGACAGCAAGUUCAAGAUGCCCAAGUUCAAGAUGCCCUCCUUCGGCGUGUCCACUCCUGGCAAGCCCAGCGUGGCGGCCUCUCUGGAGGUGAGCACACCAAAGGUGGAGGCGGACAUGACCCUGCCCUCCGUGCAGGGCGACCUGACGACCCCUGACCUCAGCAUUCAGCUGCCUUCUGCCGAAGUGGAGCUUGAGGCUGGCCAGGUGGGCGUGUCACUGCCGGAGGGACAGAUGCCUGAGGGAGAGAUGGCAGUACCGGCUGCUGAUGGCACCGGCCUGAAGGGCCACCUGCCCAAGGUGCAGAUGCCCAGCCUCAAGAUGCUCAAGGUGGACCUCAAGGGGCCCCACGUGGACCUCAAGGUCCCCAAAAUAGACCUGAAGGGUGCCAAGGGUGAGGUGAGCGCCCCCGACCUGGAGGUGUCCGUGCCUGCCGUCGAGGUGGACAUCCAGGCACCCGGUGCCAAGAUGGAGGGCGAACUGUCACUGGGAGAAAAGGACAUGGCUUCCAAAGGCAGCAAGUUCAAGAUGCCCAAGUUCAAGAUGCCCUCCUUCGGCGUGUCCGCGCCUGGCAAGCCAAGCAUGGAGGCCUCUCUGGAAGUGGACGCCCCAAAGGUGGAUGUAGACGUGGCCCUGCCCUCUGUGCAGGGCGACCUGAAGACCCCUGACCUCAGCAUUCAGCUGCCAUCUGCUGAAGUGGAGCUCCAGGCCGGCCAGGUGGGCGUGUCACUGCCAGAGGGACAGAUGCCUGAGGGAGAGAUGGCAGUACCAACUGCUACUGGCACCAGCCUGAAGGGCCACCUGCCCAAGGUGCAGAUGCCCAGCCUCAAGAUGCCCAAGGUGGACCUCAAGGCCCCCAAAGUUGACGUGACCAGUGCCAAGGGCAAGGUGAGCGCUCCUGACCUGGAGUUGACUGUGCCCGUUGUCGAGGUGGACAUCCAGGCUCCCCGUGCCAAGAUGGAGGGUGACCUGUACCUGGGAGAAAAGGACAUGGCCACCAAAGGCAGCAAGUUCAAGAUGCCCAAGUUCAAGAUGCCCUCCUUCGGCGUGUCUGUACCUGGCAAGUCAAGCAUGGAGGCCUGUCUGGAAGUGGACACCCCAAAGGUGGAGGCAGACGUUGCCCUGCCCUCUGUGCAGGGCGACCUGAAGACCUCUGACCUCAGCAUUCAGCUGCAGUCCACCGAAAUGGAGCUCCAGGCCGGCCAGGUGGGCAUGACACUGCCCAAGGGAGAGGUGCCUGAGGGAAAGAUGGCAGUACCAACUGCUGAUGGCACCGGCCUCAAGGGCCACCUGUCCAAGGUGCAGAUGCCCAGCCUCAAGACACCCAAGGUGGACCUCAAGGGGCCCCACGUGGACCUAAAGGGCCCCAAAGUGGACCUUAAGGGCACCAAGGGUGAAGCAAGUGCCCCCGACCUAGAGGUCUCCGUGCCCGCCGCAGAGGUAGACAUCCAGGUGUCCGGUGCCAAGGUGGAGGGUGAACUGGCCCUGGGAGAGAAGGACAUGGCCGCCAAAGACAGCAAGUUCAAGAUGCCCAAGUUCAAGAUGCCCUCCUUUGGCGUGUCCACGCCUGGCAAGCCCAGCGUGGCGGCCUCUCUGCAUGUGAGCAUGCCAAAGGUGGAGGCGGACAUGACCCUGCCCUCCGUGCAGGGCGACCUGAAGACCCCUGACCUCAGCAUUCAGCUGCCGUCUGCUGAAAUGGAGCUCCAGGCCGGCCAGGUGGACGUGUCACUGCCAGAGGGACAGAUGCCCGAGGGAGAGAUGGCAGUACCGACUGCUACUGGCACCGGCCUGAAGGGUCACCUGCCCAAGGUGCAGAUGCCCAGCCUCAAGAUGCCCAAGGUGGACCUCAAGGGGCCCCACGUGGACCUGAAGGGCCCCAAAGUGGAUGUGACCGGAGCCAAGGGUGAGGUGAGUGCCCCCGACAUAGAGUUGUCCGUGCCCAGUGCCAAGGUGGAGGGUGAACUGGCACUGGGAGACAAGGACAUGGCUUCCAAAGACAGCAAGUUCAAGAUGCCCAAGUUCAAGAUGCCCUCCUUCAGCGUGUCUGUGCCUGGCAAGCCCAGCAUUGAUUCCAAUCUGGAUGUGGGCGCGCCCAAGGUGGAGGCAGACAUGGCCUUGUCCUCCUUGCAUGGCGACCUGAAGACCCCUGACCUCAGCAUUCAGCUGCAGUCCACCGAAAUGGAGCUCGAGGCCGGCCAGGUGGGCAUGACACUGCCCAAGGGAGAGAUGCCAGCACUGGAUGCAGCGGGCGCUGGCCUGAAGGACCACCUGCCCAAGGUGCAGAUGCCCAGCCUCAAGAUACCCAAGGUGGACCUCAAGGGGCCCCACGUGGAGCUGAAGGGCCCCAAAGUGGACAAGAAAUGUGCCAAGGGUGAGGUGAGCACCCCCGACCUGGAGGUGUCUGUGCCCGCCAUUGAGGUGGACUUCCAGGUGCCCCGUGCCAAGCUGGAGGGCGAACUGGCACUGGGAGAAAAGUACAUGGCCCCCAAAGACAGCAAGUUCAAGAUGUCCAAGUUCAAGAUGCCCUCCUUCGGCGUGUCUUUGCCUGGCAAACCCAGCAUGGAGGCCUCUCUGGAGGUGGGCGCGCCCAAGGUAGAGGCAGACAUGGACCUGCCCUCCGUACAGGGUGACCUGAAGACCCCUGACCUCAGUAUUCAGCUGCCGUCUGCUGAAGUGGAGCUCAACGCAGGACAGGUGGGCGUGACGCUGCCCGAGGGAGAGAUGCCCGAGGGAGAGAUGGCUGCACAGGCUGCUGCUGGCGCUAGCCUGAAGGGCCACCUGUCCAAGGUGCAGAUGCCCAGCCUCAAGAUGUCCAAGGUGGACCUCAAGGGGCCCAACGUGGACAUCAAGGGCACCAAAGUGGACGUGAAAGUCACCAAGGACGAGGUGAGCGCCUCUAACCAGGAAGGAAGUUUUCAAUUUCCUGAUGAAGUCAGUUGCGAUACUGUGGGCAUUAGUUCCCCGUCCUGUCAUGGAUUUUCUAGUUCUGAGUCUUCUCAGUUUUUGUUUUCCUAUGGUCGUCCUUCUUUGAGUCUUGUUGACCCCCCACAUGGAUGUCUUGAUCCUAAUGUCCCUCAUUUUACUGCUCGCAUAAUGUUUCCCAAGUUCCACAAGCCAAAGUUUUCCUUAUCCGUACCUCUGUCAGAGUCUGAAUGUCCUCUCUCAGAUUCUGUUCCUGGGGUCCAACCUUGUGUAACCUCUCCUACACCGGCAGGUUCAGCAGGCCCUCAGGUCCUCUCUUCUGAUGCUUCUAUUUGCAGCCUUUUGGAUCCACCCUCCAGUCAGCCUUUAAUUAGUCAGCCACGUGAAGCAUCUAAUCAAGAAGCAAAAGACACUUCCUUCAAAUUGCCCAGCAUCAAGUUACCUUCACUGAAUUGGUCUCCAAAGAAGGCAGCGGAGCCGAUAGGUGAUUCUCAGGCACAGGAGGCCCCCAUGCCUAGUCUAGGUUUGUCUUCUUUGGAAAUGGAUUCUGAAAAUCAAAGUGGUGUUUCCGUGGUGGAAUCCCCCCAGCACGGCCCUCUGGACAGGGCUAUGGAGAAAGGAAGAAGCCGGAAGCUGAGCUUUUCCAUGCCACGACUGGCACUACCCAAGAUAAAGGUUUCUAAGGGGUCAGCUGCUGUGCCACCGGAAGACCUGAGGCCCUCACUCAGUGGAUCCACAUGUGGAGGUGACUCAGAAGUCUUAGAAACAACUGUCAGUGAUGCCCAUGUUGGGGACACUCAUCCAAAAGAUGUCACCACAGAACUCCAUGUCAGAUCCUCCUCCACCACAGAAGAGUUGGCCAGGUCCAAAACUGAGCUUCCUCCUCCCAAAGAUGACCUGAAUGUCAGAGGUGACAGCAAAUGUCUCGUGAUUGUCUCUGCUAGUCAGCCCUUUGGUGAACUGGUAAUACCCAGAACAGAAGGCCUCCUGCAGCCAUCUGGUAGACAGAGCGAUAACGCCUCCACCAUGGAAACCCCCGAGAUGGAUCCCACAGCAAAAGAGACAUCAACAGACUCGAAUGAGCGCCGAUUAAAAAUGCCCAAGUUCCGAGUUCCUGGUUUCAGACGCUCCUCAUCCAAGGAGCGAGACCGGGCUGGAGAAGAGGAAGCCCCUCAGAAGUCACAGCCCGCAGUCAUCAGCACGGCCUUGGAGGGAGCAAACGCAGCAGCCUGCCUGCAACUGUCCCAUGUGCCUGAGUCAAAGGAAGAGGCACAUAUCUCCCUGGGGUCCCCAGAGGACGGGACCAGUGUGCGGCCCCUAGAGAGCCCAACGUAUGCAGAUGUUGUAAAACGUGAUCUCCGCGGGGCAGGCUCUAGGAUCCAUAGCUCCACUGCUGAGCUCCCCCAUACACGGCUGUCCACCCCCGAGUUUGGGACCCAUGCAUCUAAAGGCUCUGUCUCCCUUGAGGUCCCUGGUGUGAGAGUCACAGAACUCCAGCUUCCUCCAGAAGGAACAUGCAAGCAGCAGCAUCCGGGGCCAGGAGGAAAUAUCCUUGCUGAGACGGAGGCUAGGACAGGAAGCCUGCCUUCCCCGCCACAAGGGCCUCUGAAGCUGAAGGCCUCCAUCACUGAUGUGCCAUCCCAGGUCUCCGUGGUGAGCACGAGUGGGGAGCGGCUCUGGGAGGAUUCUGUGUUAACUGUCACAUUCCCCAAACUCAAGGUACCCAGGUUCUCCUUCCCUGCUCCCAGCUCUGAAGCUGAUGUGUUCUUCCCUGUGGUGAGGGAGAUAGAGGCCAGCACUGGGAGUCCCAGGGAAAAAGUUAGCCCCGGGCUCUGGGAAGCCAGCAUUCUAAAGACAGGUGCUGAGGACACCAGAAUGCCACCACCAAGCCUUGAGCAAUCUUUGGAAGCAUCCCCAGUUUCUAAGGUCAGAGUGCACAUUCAGGGGUCUCAAGGUGAAAGUCAAGAAGUAGCCAUUUCCAGUAGGGUGGAAAGAUCACGUGCUGACCCCUUAGCCCCUGGAGCCUUCUGUACUCAGAUUGUGCGGGAAUCAGAGAUUCCUGUUUCUACCAUCCAGACUCCUUCUUAUGGAUUUUCUUUGCUGAAAGUAAAGAUCCCAGAGCCCCCUGUGCAGGCCUGUGUGUAUACAGUGGCUCCCGACUCCCAGACACAGGAGCACGUGGGUGGAGCCCCCACACCAGCUGCUGCAGGGGGACAGUCCACUCCUGCCGAGGUCCCACCUGAUACUGGCGAACCGUUUGAGAUUGUCUCUUCCAGUGCUGGCAUGCCUCCUGGGCCCCAGCCUGCAGACGGCACCUCUGAUGAGGACUCAGCAGAGAUUCUUGAAUUUCCUGAGGACAGCCAGGAGGUUAAGGCCCCUGACACGGCUACGAAACAGAAACCAGAAGGUAAAAAGGCCAGCCUGUUGUGGUCCUGGCUUCCAAGUAUUGGGUUCUCCUCUGGGGAAGAGGUGGCUGCUGAUUCCAGAGACACUACCCAGAGGCCUCCUGUCCAUGUACAGCCUACCGCUCGACUGGACCCCGAACUGCCCAGAAAACAGGAGAAGGCAGGCUGGUUCCGGUUUCCCAAGUUAGGAUUCUCCUCUUCACCUACCAAGAAGCCCAGGAGCACUGAGGAUGGGGAAGGCCAGGCAGAACCCAAGCUCAAGGAGGAAACGGUCACCUUUUUUGAUGCUCGAGAAAGCUUCUCCCCAGAGGAGGAGGAGGAAGCUAAGUCAGAGGUGACGAGUGCCAGGCCUGGUUCUGAAGCUGUGGUGGCUUCCUGUGCAAGAACAGAACUGGUGCUGUUGGAACAGGCUAGAGACACUGGAGACAAAUCUAUACCCAGGCCUGUGGCCAAAUGAAGCGGACGGUCAGAGUCAGUAGGCGAGAAAAACAAUUAGAACCUCGCACUAACAACGCCCCAGGACCCCUAGAACACAUGAUAUCGCGUAGAUCAUCCAAAGCAGAAAUGAGCAGCACUUACCUGUCACACCCACGGCCCUCCUGUAUGGAACCAAAACGCGCUACUUUCUUCCAAGCUUCGGAAGCAACGGAGGCUGCAAAAUUGUCUAGUUCUGGGAACUCUGUUGGCCUUGGUGGGGUAAGUCCCAAGAGGCUGCCUGACACGGCGAGAGCAGAGUUGUCUCUGAGAUACCCAUGCCUGUGUGGGUAGGAGCAGCUUUUGGGGUGACCUCUGCCUUGCUGCUGCUGCUGCUUCCUGGUGAACUCAGCCGGCAGGGUAUGGUGUGUCCUGGGGAAACCCCACUGCCUUCCUGCUCACAUACUCGAUCCUUCCCCGACUCUUUGGCUAAUGGCAAGCUUUGGGGCGUGGACUGCAAGGGUGUGUGUGUGUGCGUGCACGCUCUCGCAGCAGAAAGGUUUGACCAACAGCUGUCUGCACCCAGUGGUAACUGCGGGUUGCCCAGCAGGGUUCACACAUGGGUUUGCCAUUAGACCUUGGUGUGUGUCUAUUUGUCCACCUGCCUGCCCGUGUGCAGCUGUUUCCCCAGAUGUGUACAGCUUCCACGCUCUGGUUCCGAAGCACCUUGUGUGCAGACGGCCCCACCCAGUCACCUCAAUAAAGGAGUGAUGCAUUCAGUG